CAAUGGCAGGCUAUAAAAGCAAACAGUUCCGUGGGGUAUUGCCUCAGUUGGAGGCUCCAAGCGAGAAUCGGCGUGGGUUUAUCAAAAUAAAUAAAAGGGAAUUGAACAAGAAUCAUGUGCCUUAACCUUUCACUUGGCUGCUGUGGCCGCUCCUCCUCGAAGCAAAAAAAACAACAGCAGCAGCAGCAGCAGGAGCAGCACCAGCCGAAGCUAUCGCCCUCCGAAACGUCGUUGUGCUGCCAGGUGACCACCAGCCAGCCAUCGCUGACCAGCAUGAGUCCCAGCCUGAAGGUUCUGCCACCCAGGAUCGCCACAUCGAGCACCUUAAGCUCCUGGGCCGCCGAGGAGCAGCUCUACGCCGUCGACAACGAGGAGCGCACGCCCACGCGGUGGACUGCCUGGUGGCUCCAAGGAGACUCCGAUGGCGAUCAAGAGAAGAAGAACGAAUCCUCACCUCGAAACUAAAGAUUUAGCAGAAGGAAAUAACUUAAAUAGUUUCACGAACAUUAAUAAAGACUUUCUUUUAAACGAAUUGAACACUGUUAAGAAAAAUGGAAAAAUUUCAUAUUUAAUAUUAAAAACAAGUUUUUUUAUUA
Molecule: messenger RNA, 596 nt
Organism: Drosophila elegans
Lineage: Eukaryota; Metazoa; Arthropoda; Insecta; Diptera; Drosophilidae
Exons: 2
Coding region: 115-465 (116 amino acids)
Source: RefSeq, a predicted model, not a curated record